Messenger RNA from Hibiscus syriacus, 1120 nucleotides. Its product is annotated as transcriptional regulator ATRX homolog. Lineage: Eukaryota; Viridiplantae; Streptophyta; Magnoliopsida; Malvales; Malvaceae. The transcript has 2 exons. The coding region runs from base 152 to 1102 and encodes 316 amino acids. The record is from RefSeq and is a predicted model, not a curated record.
AAACCCUAAUCUCUCUCUGUCUCUAUCUCGAUCUCUCUUUGAGAUCUGCAUUCGUGUUUCCUUUCACCUCUCGAAAGUCUCUCGUUAUUCAGAUGUACUUCUUGUCAUCAUCAUACCAAAAUGCAGGUAUUGAGUUGGUUUUAUUUUAUAAAUGGACUGUAAGAAGUUCAUCCAAUUGGUUGAGGAGAAGAAGAAGAGAGCUUUGGAGAAGAAAGAAGCCCCUUUGAAAUGGGAGCAGAAGCUAGAAGCUGCCGCAAAGGCGAGGCUGGAUGCUGAGGCCAAAGAGAAGAGAACAAAGAGGGCGAAGCACAAAAGGUACCAGUCUGAUACUGAUAGUGAGAGUGACAGUACGGAUGGAGGGAUUAAAAGGAGAAGAAGAUCCCAUAAAAAGCAUAGGAAGAAUGCCCACUCUGAUUCAGGUGACCAUGAGAGGAAAAAGGAGAAGUCAAAGAAAAAGACGAAGAGACAUUCACCAGGUUUUAGUGAUGACAGCAGUGAUGAAUAUGAUAGUAGCUCUGAAGAAGAGAGGAGAAAAAGGCAAAGUUCCCGAAAAUGGAAGCAUCAUGAUUCGAGAUCAGAUUCAGAAUCUAUUGUUUCUUCAGAUGAUGAUGAUAAUAAGAUAGUCAGAAGACGACACGUGAAGCACAACAAACGCCGUCGGGGUUCAUUGUCUAGUACUUCAGAUUCUUCAAGUGAUGAAAAUGAUAGUAGAAAUCGAAAGAGAAGCUACAGAAGACACCACAAACGCCAUCAUCGGGCAGAGUCUAGUGCUUCAGAGUCUUCAAGUGGUGAAGCUGUUCAUGCACCGAGAAGGCAAAGCCAUGCAAACCACAAUAAGCAUCAACGAAAAUCAAAUAGUGUUGUCUCAGGUUCCCUAGAUUCUAAUGACGAGAGACCUUGUCAAAGAGGCCGAUCAAUAGGUAACUCAUCUGACGAUACUCACGAGUCAAGGCACAAUAAAAGUGGUCAGCAUCACCCCCCUCACUGUCAUCGACCACAGUCUGAAGUAGGGGAAAAUAUGCAUCAACAGACAGAAGUGAAGAAUCAUCUGUUUGAGAAUCCAGUUGAACCUAAUGGAAAGCAUCGUGAAGAUCACUUUUAGAACCUCUCCCCCCCCCCC